Messenger RNA from Nematocida ausubeli, 462 nucleotides. RefSeq lists its product as uncharacterized. Gene Ontology annotation, biological process: mRNA splicing, via spliceosome. Gene Ontology annotation, cellular component: U4/U6 x U5 tri-snRNP complex. Lineage: Eukaryota; Fungi; Microsporidia. The record is from RefSeq and is a predicted model, not a curated record. The transcript has a single exon. Bases 1 to 462 code for a protein of 153 amino acids.
AUGUCCUUUUUUCUAAACAAUAUUGUCUCGGAUAAGAUGUUUGAAGACCUGCUGAACGAUAAGCGCAUUCUUUUAGUCAGAUUUGGAUAUGCAGAAGAAAAGGAGUGCCAGCGAAUAGACCGCAUGCUGUCUGAGCUGAAUGGGAUGGUUUGCAGAUAUUUUGCAAUUGCUGCAUACGAAACCAAGGACGUGGCAGACGCACUGCGCAGAAAGUACAAAAUCUCAGAGGACACGCGCCAUGUGCUUGUGUUCUUUUCAAAGCGCGCGCCCAUCUAUGUUUCUUUCUGCAAACGGCCAAACUUCCAGGUUUCAGAAACAAUUCCGGGGACAGACGAAAUGCUGUCUCUUUUAAUUAUGGUUCACCAGGGGAUCUUCCAUAAUAAGAAAAUAAUCAAUGUGUAUGGCACAUACUUUGAAAGCAAAAAAUACCAGAGCGCGCAGAAGGAGGAGUUUCUUACAUAG